Mytilinidion resinicola is the source of this 970-nucleotide messenger RNA. RefSeq lists its product as uncharacterized. The record is from RefSeq and is a predicted model, not a curated record. Lineage: Eukaryota; Fungi; Ascomycota; Dothideomycetes; Mytilinidiales; Mytilinidiaceae. Bases 178 to 771 code for a protein of 197 amino acids. The transcript is spliced from 4 exons.
CCGAGCUCUCCUGAGGUCAUGCCACCUGUAUCCUCCAUGCAAACUUCUAUUUAGUCCCUUUUUUGUUCAUCUGAGGCUUAGAAGCUCAACUGAGCACACGUCAAGCAGACCCUGGAGAGACCCAACGUGUCGCUUCUAGAUGGCCAGCAGUGAUUAUACUGGCUCUACGUUGACAGGAUGACAGCCUCUGCGAAAGCCUCCAGCGCGACCCCGAGCCUGUGGGAUCAGGCUUUCAACUCAUUGGACAGCGAUCUAAGAAAUGGCCUGAAUUCGACUAGGACACAUAAGCGCGAUAUCCUGGAGGCUGUGCUGAAAGAGAUCGAGGCCAAAAGAGAUGUAGCUGUACGCAAAAGAUGGAAGUUCAAGAAGCCCAACGGCGAUGUGGUCGUCGUGCGGGAUGUGCUCGAAAAGACCGCGAGGUGGAUCAACAGAUUCAAGGAGACGGGUGAUGUUAUCGCUCAGUACGAUCCUGUUCACCUUUCGUUACCGUGGGCAGCAUUCAGGUUCUUGCUUCAGACAGCUGUCUCUGAAGUUCAAGUAUUUGGAGCUAUGGCUGAUGAUCUGGAAACCAUUGCCCGGAUAGUCACCCGUUAUCGCGAAUUCGAGCGGCUUUACCUGCAGGGAAUGAAAUCGGAGCUAGAGUUGAUGUUAGAGGAAGCUUUGACUCGUCUAUAUGCGGAGAUUUUGACCCAUUUGGCUCGUGCGGUGAGAUUCUUCGGAGAGAAAUCCAUGGGUGAGUUUCAACUCUUGACUCUUCUCAUCUCUUCCUGAGAGGCUUUACUGCCAAGGUAGGAUAUCUGAUCUACCUAGAGGCUGCGGUCACGAGGCUCUCGGUACAGGCAACCAUGUACUCUCAGUCACUCUCAGAACAGAAGUACAACAAAAUACUUGAAUGGCUGUCCGCGUCACCAUAUUACAACCAUCAUCAGUUCGUCUCGCAAUCCCGGCUACCCGGCCUCGGGAAAUGGCU